This is a messenger RNA of Acanthopagrus latus (yellowfin seabream), 3763 nucleotides long. Its product is annotated as tripartite motif-containing protein 16-like. The transcript has a single exon. Gene Ontology annotation, molecular function: protein binding; zinc ion binding. Bases 303 to 1973 code for a protein of 556 amino acids. The record is from RefSeq and is a predicted model, not a curated record. Lineage: Eukaryota; Metazoa; Chordata; Actinopteri; Spariformes; Sparidae.
CAGCUGUUUUUAACCAGAAAGAGAAAAGUGAGCAGAAUCAGAGGAAGACUUGAAGAAACAUCAGCAAAGUCUGAGGAGCCAAGAAACAUUUUACAACUAAAAACUUUGACUUUUCAAAUGUGGAGCAGGUUUUAACUGAGGCUUCAUAGUAAAAGAGGAAACCAAGUUCAGAUUCACAGAGCUGCUCCUCGUCCUGGACUGAGUCAAAGGUUGAUAACCUCUGAUCGCUUAUCUUGUUUCCUCAAUUUAACUUCAGUCAUCGGUAAGUGAGGCUCAGACGGUCGUUGUCACUGAGAGGUGAAAUGGAGCAGAAAGCAGUUCAGCUGGACCAAGAAACUAUUUCUUGUCCGAUCUGUUUGGAUCUACUGAAGGAUCCGGUGACUACUCCCUGUGGACACAGCUACUGCAAGAACUGUAUUAAAGACCACUGGGACACAGAGGAUGAGAGGAGGAUCUACAGCUGCCCUCAGUGCAGGAAGAGCUUCACACCGAGGCCUGAGCUGCUGACACACACCAUGUUAGCAGCUUUAGUGGAGCAGCUGAAGAAGACUGGACUCCAAGCUGCUCCUGCUGAUCACUGCUAUGCUGGACCUGAAGAUGUGGCCUGUGAUUUCUGCACUGGGAGGAAACUGAGAGCAGUUAAGUCCUGUCUGGUCUGUCUGGCCUCUUACUGUGAGAAACACCUCCAGCCUCAUUAUGAAUCAGCUACAUUUAAGAAACACAAGCUGGUGGAGCCGUCAGAGAAGCUCCAGGAGAACAUCUGCUCUCGUCAUGAUGAGGUGAUGAAGAUGUUCUGCCGUACUGAUCAGCAGUGUAUCUGUUAUCUCUGCUCUGUGGACGAACAUAAAGGCCACGACACAGUGUCAGCUGCAGCAGAGAGGACUGAGAGGCAGAGAGAGCUGGAGGGGAGUCGACACAACAUCCAGCAGAGAAUCCAGGACAGAGAGGAAGAUGUGAAGCUGCUUCAACAGGAGGUGGAGGCCAUCAAUGGCUCUGCUGAUAAAGCAGUGGAGCACAGUGAGAAGAUCUUCACCCAGCUGAUCCGUCUCAUGGAGGAAAGACGCUCUGAUGUGAAGCAGCAGGUCAGAUCCCAGCAGGAAACUGAAGUGAGUCGAGUCAAAGAGCUUCAGGAGAAGCUGGAGCAGGAGAUCACUGAGCUGAAGAGGAAAGACGCUGAGCUGAAGAAGCUCUCACACACAGAGGAUCACAACCAGUUUCUACACAACUACCCCUCACUGUCAGCACUCAGUGAGUCUACACACUCAUCCAGCAUCAACAUCCGUCCUCUCAAGUACUUUGAAGAUGUGACAGCAGCUGUGUCAGAGCUCAGAGACAAACUACAGGACGUCCUGAGAGACACAUGGACCAACAUCUCGCUGACAGUGACUCAAGUGGAUGUUUUACUGUCACUACCAGAGAACAUGACCAGAGCUGACUUCUUAAGAUAUUCACGUGAAAUCACACUGGAUCCAAACACAGCACACACAUAUCUGUUAUUAUCAGAGAGGAACAGAAAAGCAACAUUCAUGAGUCAACAACAGUCUUAUUCUGAUCAUCCAGACAGAUUCACUGGGUGUCCUCAGGUCCUGAGUAGAGAGAGUCUGACUGGACGUUGUUACUGGGAGGUGGAGUGGAGAGGAGACGGAGUUGGUGUAGCAGUCGCAUACAAGAAUAUAAGCAGAGCAGGGAGGUCACAUGAAUGUAGAUUUGGAUAUAAUGACAAAUCUUGGAUGUUAAUUUGUUACACAUACAGUUUUAACUUUUAUCACAACAAAGUCAAAACUCCCGUCUCAGGUCCUCUGUCCUCCAGAGUUGGAGUGUACCUGGAUCACAGUGCAGGUAUUCUGUCCUUCUACAGCGUCUCUGACACCAUGACUCUCCUCCACAGAGUCCAGACCACAUUCACUCAGCCGCUCUGUGCUGGAGUUUCGGUUUAUUAUGAAUCCUCUGCUGAGUUCAGUAAACUCAAAUAGUCUGAAGUCAUUUCAGGGUCAGUGGGUUAAAUUGUGUGUUUCAGUUCUUCAGACUUGUUGUGUUUCCAUCAUUGUUGCUGAGAGCUGAUUGUUGUGGCAUUUCUUCACUGCACACAGAUCAACCUGUCAAUCAAACACUGUGGGCGGUACUUUGACGCCUUCUUGUUGUUCUGUAAAUGUUGGACUUUCUUCAGGCGGCGCUCCUUCCUGUGUCUGUUCAGCCACGGAGGCUCUCGCUGCUCAUGAUGACUUCACUUCACAUGAUCAUAAUCAAUAAGGAGAUGCUUCAUUAUUUGCUUGUACAUAGCUGAGAUUCUGCUCCAACACACUGUGUGGAUGAAGUGAAUCUGCUGUUUAACAGACUUUACUGACGGUUCAGAUUUUGAUUCUCUUCAUAUUUUGUUCAAUUCACUGAUUCUUCCAUAUUUUGAGGUGUGAGGCAACUCGUCUGUGACUCGUACUAAACCUUUGUAUGUCUCAGAGAAAAGAGCAAUAAGACUUAUUAUCAAGGUGGAUAAAAGAAAACACAGUAACAGACUGUUUAUCAGGUCACAGUCCAUCAGUAUCUACAGUAUCUGGUGUUGUUGUUAAGAAAGGAGCAGCUCAUAGAGGUUUUUAUUCUUCCAGCUCCUGUUUGGUUCAUUGAAUGUGUUGAAGUGUAACUGGGUGAAGAAGCUUUUCAGAAAUAAAUUCUCACUCAGGUUAAGGAUCGCUCUCCAACACGUUCAAAUGUUCACGUGUUCUUUUUUUGUUUUUUGUCGAGUGUUACAUAGAUGUGACAACACAGCCGUGUUUUCAGAGACAGUCUCUGUUUUCAAAAGAAUGCUAUGUAGUUUUGGAGUUGUCAGAAUUGUAAUAUUUAGAAUUUUAAUGUGGUAAUAAUACAAACUCAGAAAUAUAAUGUUUUAUAAUGUAUGUAUAUAAUGUCUGCAGCAUAUGCAACGUUCUGGUCAGUGGACCUCUGAUGUAAUCAGGUCGAGGCCAUUUAAAGCUGAUUCAAAUUAAAAAAGGAAAACUGAAAAUCAAACAGAAUAAACAGCCAGUGUGAGUCAGACAGAAUCAGAGCACAGAUCAGUUCAAACUGGACAUUUAUUCAUGCGGCAGCUUUACGUUUCUUUUCUUCUGUUUCAUGUCUCAGCUCUGUGUUUAUGCUCCGGUGAGGUUCAGCCACAAAAACCAGGCUUCAGGAAACAUCAUGAUUCAAAGUGUUUCUUCAGCUUCACGACACUUUUCAACACAAUCUGACGUAAUCAGGUGAAUAGAUUCCUCCUCCAGCGUCUCCACAUGUUAUUAACCUUUGUUACUCUUGUGCUGCUUUAUAAUCUCUUAAUAAUAUUUAGUAAGUGACUCGUCUCUCAGUCUUCAGGGUCAAACAGGAGCAGCAGAGGAAAUCUGUUAAAGGACACGAAUCAUGUAUAUUAUAUCUAACCAAGUCCAUUAAAAGAAGGUCGGUUCUGAGAGUUUUGAUUAAAGGAGAAUUAUCUUAAAACAGCUUAAACCAGUUUCAUACCGACUCAUGUGAAGGUUUUGCCACAUGUAAGAGAAUCCUGACAUUGUUCUCUGGCUCAUCACGACGAACCGGCUGUGUGUUGAUCUCCUCCCUCCUCCUGGUUCGCUGUUUAUCACCGACUUGUAUUUGGAAAUGUGAUAACUGUACCUCCACUUCAGGGUAAUGUAGCUGCGCUUUCUGUGUACUAAUGAUUCAUCUGAGAGCAGAAAUUAGUACUUCAGAUGCAGUAAUUAUUGAUUUUGUAGCACAAAUUAACACUAAUAAAUAAUUUGAUGGCAAA